AGGAUCUCCCAGAGUGACUCGCGAUGCACCGUAUCAAACGCCUUCUUGAGGUCGAUGUAGGCUGCGAGCAGCCCACGUCCGAACUCACGACGGCGCUCUACAAUGACUCGAAGCGCCAGGAUGCGGUCUAUUGUUAACUUACCAAGAGUGGAACCAGAUUGCUCCGGCCUCUGGUGCUUCAGCAGGUGGUCUCUGAUACAUCUCAGGCGACAAUGAGUUUCCUGGCAGACCGGAUGCUUUUGGCCCCACUCACGGGUGAGGAAACAUUCGGCAAAGGAGUCAUCAUUAAGGGAGAGUUCAACGACGACGUCACCGAAGAGACAUGUCUGGGUAUUAAGGAGGAACCAUUUUAUCAUGGGGAUGAAGCGAGGGAUGGAGUGAGCAACGUGGAAAGGAAGCAUGGAUACUUUAACCUUCAUAAUCUUCAUGGCAACAGACACCAAACAUAUGCAAAGGAUUCGUGUGGCUUAGUUCAGAAUAGUAAUGACUUGAUGUUAAGAGAUGCAUUUGUCGCUGAGGAUUGUGGGAACAAGUUUUCACCAGAUGGGGAUCAGGCGAUGCGCAAAGAAAGUCUUGAGGAGGAGUUAAGGCAAGAAAUAGAAGCAUUGAAACGUUUUGCAUGUGAAGUGUGUGGCAAGGCAUUCUCCACAAAAAGUAAUAUGUACUUUCACGUGAGAGUCCACACAAAGGAAAAGCCAUUCAGCUGUGAUAUUUGCAGUUAUGCCUUCUCACAGAAAGGUAACCUAGUGAGACAUAUGAAAGUUCACAAAAAGGAGAAUCCAUAUAACUGUGAGAAUUUCAACAAGGUGAUCUCUGAAAAAAGUCAUAUAUUACAAAAGGAGAAGGUAAAGUCUUUCAGCUGUGAUAUUUGCAACAAGACCUUCUCACGGAAAGCUCAUCUCGUGAGCCAUAUGAGAGUACAUACAAAGGAGAAGCCAUAUAACUGUGAUAUCUGCAAUAAGGCCUUCGCAUCCAAAAGCGAUAUAAUAAGGCAUAUCAGAAUACAUACAAAGGAGAAGCCAUACAGAUGUGAUAUUUGCAACAAGGCCUUCUCACAGAAAACUAGUCUUGUGAACCAUAUAAGGUUACAUACAAAGGAGAAGCCAUACAGCUGCGAUAUUUGCAAUGAGGCUUUCUCACGGAAAGAUAGACUAGUCAGUCAUAUGAGGGAACAUACAAAGCACAUGCUAUAAAACUGAGAAUUCUAAUUCUACCUAUUCACAAUAUAUAUAUAUAUAUAUAUAUAUAUAUAUAUGUGUGUGUGUGUGUGUGUGUGUGUGUGUGUGAGGCACACGAGAGUACAGAUAAAGAGCCAAACAAUUGUGAAGUUAAAACGUAAGCAGUGAGCGAACUGAGAGUACAUACAAAGGAGAAGCCAAAUGUUAUCGAGGUAGGGAACAAGAGACAUAUAUGAAAUAACAAAUUUCAUUUAAAGGGAAAACAAUUCCUCUUGAUACUAUCAGUGAGGAAUCUCUUUUUUAUUUAUGUUGUACAUAAUAUUGUUGACGUGUAUUUCUU
Penaeus indicus is the source of this 1518-nucleotide messenger RNA. RefSeq names its product zinc finger protein with KRAB and SCAN domains 8-like. The transcript has 2 exons. The coding region runs from base 213 to 1193 and encodes 326 amino acids. The record is from RefSeq and is a predicted model, not a curated record. Lineage: Eukaryota; Metazoa; Arthropoda; Malacostraca; Decapoda; Penaeidae. Gene Ontology annotation, biological process: regulation of transcription by RNA polymerase II. Gene Ontology annotation, molecular function: DNA-binding transcription factor activity, RNA polymerase II-specific; RNA polymerase II cis-regulatory region sequence-specific DNA binding.